Messenger RNA from [Torrubiella] hemipterigena, 1441 nucleotides. The record is from the annotation of a GenBank genome assembly. NCBI's taxonomy places the organism in Eukaryota, Fungi, Ascomycota, Sordariomycetes, Hypocreales, Clavicipitaceae.
CCUUCCACCUUAACAAGCUCUUUUAUGCAACCUUGCAGAGUAUCUACUCGAAGAAUUCCUCGCAACAUUAAGCAGUUUUCUUUCAAACCCACUACCCAAUCCAGAAAAAUGGCUUUCUUCCCCCGCAACUUCUACGCCAACGAGGCCGCCUCUUUCACCCCCCUCUUCCGACUCCUUGACGACUUUGACAGCUAUGCCCGUCAGUCCAACAAGCAGUCCACCACCUCUGGCCGCAAGUCUUGCGUCCCUGCAUGGCAGCCCAAGUUUGAUGUCCGCGAGACUGCUGAAGCCUACGAGCUCCACGGUGAGCUCGCUGGCGUUGCCAAGGAAAACGUUCAGAUCGAGUUCAGCGACCCCCAGACCUUGAUCGUCCGCGGCAAGGUUGAGCGCUCUUACUCUACCGGCACCACCCCUGCCGCUGAACAUAUCGAGCCCGCUACCGAGUCACAGCCUGCUGCUGUCGCUGAGGCUGACGACAGAGCCUCUCACCAGGCUUCUGUUGCUGACGAAGACGAAGCAGAGGCACAGGAGAACGGCUGGCAAGAAGUCGCCUCCAACAAGGACGCCUCUGAGGAGGUUGUCGCCGCUCCCCAAGAAACACAGAAGCCUGCCGACACUGCCAAGUACUGGCUCACUGAGCGCAGCAUUGGCGAGUUUGCCCGCAGCUUCAACUUCCCUACCCGUGUGGAACAGGAUACUGUCAGUGCCAGCUUCGACAACGGCAUCCUGACUGUUGUGGUCCCCAAGGCUAAGAAGCACGAGGCCCGCCGCAUUGCCAUCAACUAACAAGAUGAUUUAUGAUUUACAUCAUCAUCGUCUUUGACAGAAAUGUUAACACCAUCAUUGCAUUUGGAUUGGCGCUGGCACUUGUGGACUUUUAGUUCUUCUUCUUCUUUCUCUUGGUUUCCCAUGUACUCUUAGCUUUCACGAUAGACUAAAUAAUAACUCUUUUGCUUUGCAACAAUUUGAUCCCUGAAUACCAUGUGACAUGUAAUCAACUUCAGCUGAAUAAACUAAAACUUGCGUCGCCUCGAGAGAACCACUCAGCACGUUGACAGAGAAAGGCAAAGCAGAACCAGUCUCUAUUUGAUAAUAUUCUGCUAUGUUAAUAAUUUGUAUAGAUUUUUUUUGGCGGGAUGUCACCCUAAGUAUUACAUUUACAUAAAAGAAUUCAGAACUCUAUCUUAUGCAUGACAUACUGUUAUUUUCAACGCCUCUAUACUGUUACGGCGUUGAGCAAUUGCGCAAUUCGUUCUCAGAUGGAAACUUGAAAAUAUAAUUAAAUUAAACGACCUUGUUGCCAUAUUCAACCAUCCAAAAUACUGAGAUGCACUAUUAUUUUUGAUUUGAAAUCAACAUGCUGGUGACCCUUCUUGUAAUGCGUCACAUGACUUGGCGUCUGCACCGUUGUGCCUGGUGCUGGGGACCGACGCGUUCCACC